Molecule: messenger RNA, 1476 nt
Organism: Paracoccidioides brasiliensis Pb18
Product: glycine cleavage system T protein
Exons: 2
Coding region: 1-1476 (491 amino acids)
Biological process (GO): glycine catabolic process
Cellular component (GO): mitochondrion
Molecular function (GO): aminomethyltransferase activity; protein binding
Source: RefSeq, a predicted model, not a curated record
AUGAUGCCUUUAACUGCCCGAUCGCUUUUAAAGAGGGUCUCUGUCCCACGGCUAAGGACUGGCUAUGUGACAUCAGUCAUCCGAGCCACCAAUGCCUCGAGGUCGCUUAGCUCUCGCGCAUCCGAGCGGGCGGCUCUCCCCACCAUCGCCAACUACCCCAGCCGCGUGCGUUCACACUCUCCGGCCAAAGUUGCUCUUUCUCACCCAUUUUCAAGAUGGAGUUCCUCUUCUUCCACGUCUGCGUUACCAGCAUUGAAGAAAACACAACUAUAUGAUCUGCAUAUUACCCGCAAAGCCAAAAUGGGCCCUUUUGCCGGAUACUCUAUGCCAUUGCAGUACGCUGAUCUUAGCCAUAUAGAGAGCCACCACUGGACCAGAACCAAGGCUAGUUUGUUUGAUGUGAGCCAUAUGGUUCAACAUCAUAUUCGCGGGCCUGGUGCUCUAGAUCUUCUCAUGAAAGUUACACCUUCAUCCCUGAACCUGCUCCACGACAACCGAUCAACUCUCUCCUGCCUCCUCGAUGAAAAAACUGGUGGUAUCAUCGACGACACUGUUAUUACCCGUCUGGGCCCCGAAUCAUUCUACAUUGUAACAAACGCCGGUCGACGCAAAGAAGACCUAGAAUUCCUCCAGAAAGAAAUUGAUGAAUUUAGACAGUCACAUGACCCUUCUUCCCGCGAAUCCGUCAUUAACUGGUCUAUCCUCGAUAGCAGAGCUCUCGUCGCCCUCCAAGGCCCCUCAAGCGCCGCUGUUCUCCAGUCCCUCAUUACCCCCGGCGAAGCGUCCAUAGACUCCGACCUCAGCACACUUCACUUCGGCCAAAGUCGCUCCUUACAUCUCAAUUUACCAGAUGGCACGCACACACCAUCCCGCCUCCUCAUUUCUCGCACAGGCUACACCGGGGAGGAUGGCUUCGAAAUUUCUAUCCCCACCGACAAUGAUCCGCAGCUCCCCAUCAAAGUCUCCGAGCUAUUCCUCUCCAACCCUGAAGUCCGUCUUGCAGGCCUAGCCGUCCGCGACUCCCUGCGUCUUGAAGCAGGAAUGUGUCUGUAUGGCCACGACAUAACCAUCGCACAAACUCCUCCAGCAGCCGCCCUUGGCUGGCUCGUUGGCAAGGACAGACGCGACCCAUCGUCCCCUGCUUCUUCCUUUAAUGGUGCCGCUGUCAUUCUUCCGCAACUCGAGUCGCCGGCUAAAACGCUCAAGGAGCGACGCGUCGGGCUGACUAUUGAGGCUGGACCUCCUGCGCGCGAAGGUGCACCAAUUGUUGAUAUCGCUGAUGGUACGACGCAGGUUGGGGUGGUUACAUCUGGUUUGCCAAGCCCCACGCUGGGAGGAACCAACAUUGCGAUGGGAUAUGUGAAGCAAGGGCUUCAUAAAAGAGGAACAGAGGUCGGCGUUUUGGUUAGGAAAAAACUGCGCAAAGCUACUGUUACUCCUAUGCCUUUUGUGCCGAAUAAGUUCUACAAGGGGUGA